Messenger RNA from Vicia faba (fava bean), 399 nucleotides. The record is from the annotation of a GenBank genome assembly. NCBI's taxonomy places the organism in Eukaryota, Viridiplantae, Streptophyta, Magnoliopsida, Fabales, Fabaceae.
AUGACACUGGGUUUGAUCAAUGCCAAUCCCGUCGUUCACGCCAAAAAAGAGCGAAUCCCUCGUUCAGAAGAUCCUCACGCUCACACCGACGAUUCCCUCAAUGUUCUAUCUGAAGAAUCAAUUUCUGUUGAUGAUAAACUGGGGAGGAUUCUGAUAACUUUUACGCCAACUGUUCCACACUGUAGCAUGGUUACUGUGAUUGGUCUUUGUCUCAGAGUUAAGCUCAAGCAUUAUUUUCCUCCUCAUUUCAAAGUGGACAUCAAAGUGUCUCAAGGAUCUCAUGCCAAUGAAGAAUCAGUCAAUAAGCAAUUAAAUGAUAAAGAAAGAAUUGCUGCCGCUUUAGAGAAUCCAAACCUACGCCAGCUUGUGGAUGAGUGUCUCUACUCCAAUGAACUGUGA